Messenger RNA from Drosophila willistoni, 751 nucleotides. Its product is annotated as mRNA export factor GLE1. Bases 45 to 716 code for a protein of 223 amino acids. The record is from RefSeq and is a predicted model, not a curated record. NCBI's taxonomy places the organism in Eukaryota, Metazoa, Arthropoda, Insecta, Diptera, Drosophilidae. The transcript is spliced from 2 exons.
AUAAAUUUUAAGUAAUUUUUUAAAUUCUCAUAUAAGAAAAUAAAAUGUCGGAACCCCAGGAGGAAGGUGCAAUUGGUGGCGAUGUCAAUAACAAUAAUGAACAGGAGGAUCAGCAGCAUUCACAAAAUGAAUUGUUGGAUAUGGUAUUCACAUUGGAGAGCGAGAAACAGGCUCUCGUGGAAGAGUCUCGCAAGCGUAUUGGAGCCCUACGCAAAGAUUUUGAGGAAGCCCGUAUUGAGAAUGAGCGACUGAAGAAGCGUGUCGUUCAAUUGGAACAAUCCCUGAAGCAAUCUGUCAUGUUGGGUGGCACAGAAGCCCCCAAAUCCCGCCAAGAGCAAGAGGAACUUUUGCUGAAAGCCAAAACAUUGCUUUUUGAGAAGACCAAAGUAAAUAAGCAACAGGAGCAACAGAUUUCUGUUCUUAAGGAUCAGGUGGAAUCCGUUAAGGAUGUCCUACAAGUCACCAAAGAUAUGCUGCAGCUAAAGACCACUGAAUGUGAGCACACGCAGGCACGCCUAGAGAAGAGCCAUCUGUGGAUUAAGGCGGAACAGGAUAAAUGCGCUCUGACCGAAAAGAAACUGGACAUAUCCAAGGCCGUCUAUGACAAGCUGAGGGCCGAGUAUGAUACACAAUCAAAGAUAUUCAAAGACCUCAAAUCGGCCUAUGAACAAAAGGUAAAAGUUCUUAGCGUGGCACUGGAAGAGGCCAAGAAGUAAUUGAACAAUUUAAUAAACUAUAAUAAUUAAAUGCA